CUAAGGAGAUCACAGUUAUGUUUACUACGAAGAUGUCCUCCCUGCUAUCUGCUAGCUUGGAGCUACUGGUCCAAAAAAUGACCAAAAUCUAAACAUUCCGCUGUAUCUCAGCUCUAAUAACACUCUUCCCUGCUCGAGCUUCCUGAAGACUUACGAAAAUGCAACUAAAGCAUCUAAAGACACUAUUAACCCCCCAGGAGGGUGCUGCCAAAGUGACAUGCAUGGCCUGGGCCCCAAACAACACUAAGUUCGCUGUUUGCACCGUUGACAGGGUUGUGCUGCUCUAUGAUGAGCAGGGAGAGAGGAGAGACAAGUUCUCCACCAAACCCUUGGACGCCAAGUACGGAAAACAAAGCUAUGUUGUCAACGACAUGGUGUUUUCACCGGACUCCACCAAAAUCGCCAUCGGCCAGUCUGACAACAUCAUCUUUGUCUACAGAAUCGGAGAGGAUUGGGGGGACAAGAAAGCCAUUUGCAACAAGUUUGUUCAGACAAGCUCUGUGACCCGCCUGCUUUGGCCUGCAGAACACGCAAUUGUUUAUGGAUUAGUUGAUGGAAAGGUCCGUCUCGCCAACACUCAGACAAACAAGUCCUCAACCAUCUAUGGCACAGAGUCCUGUGUUGUGUCACUGGCAUCCAAUGUUUCUGGUAAAGGCAUCCUGUCCGGCCACGCUGACGGGACAGUUGUGCGUUACUUCUUUGAUGAUGAAGGCUCAGGGGAGUCUCAGGGUAAGCUGCUGAUGCACCCGUGCCCGCCCUACGCCGUGGCCUGGGGCGCGAACAGCAUUGUGGUGGGAGGCUGCGACAAGAAGGUGGUGGCGUACGGCAGGGAGGGUCACAUCCUGCAGACCUUCGACUACAGCCGCGACCGGACAGAGAGGGAGUUCACUGUGGCUGCCACCAGCCCCAGUGGUCAGUCUGUGGUGUUCGGCAGCUAUGACCGGUUGCGGGUGUUUAACUGGGCUCCAAGGAGAGGUGUGUGGGAUGAAGCCAAACCUAAAGAGAUCCUCAACCUCUACACCAUCACCAGCCUGGCCUGGAAGAAAGACGGAUCACGCCUCUGUGCUGGAACACUGUGUGGAGGAGUGGAGCUCUUUGAUUGCUGCCUGCGAAGAGCCAUCUAUAAGAACAAGUUUGAGAUGACCUAUGUCGGCCUGAGCCAGGUGAUAGUGAGGAACCUGUCUACAGGAACCCGGGUCGUCCUGAAGUCCUACUACGGUUACGAGAUAGAGGAAGUCAAGAUCAUGGGGAAAGAUCGUUUCCUGGUGGCUCACACGUCUGAUACUCUGCUGCUGGGAGACCUGCUGACAAAUAAACUGAGUGAGGUUCCUUGGCCUGGUUCAGGGGGAAAUGAAAAGUUCUUCUUUGAAAAUGAAUCAGUGUGCAUGAUUUUUAAUGCCGGGGAGCUGAGUCUGGUGGAGUACAGUAACAAUGAGAUCCUGGGCUCGGUCAGAACUGAAUUUAUGAACCCUCAUCUCAUCAGUGUGCGACUUAACGAGAGGAAGCAGAGAGGAGUUGAAGACAACAAGAAGCUAGCUUAUCUGAUUGACAUAAAGACCAUUGCUAUUGUGGACUUGGCCGAAGGCUACAAUCUGGGAACCAUCAGCCAUGACUCCAAGAUUGACUGGCUGGAGCUCAACGAAACCGGACGCAAACUGCUGUUCAGGGACAAGAAGCUGCGGCUCCAUCUGUACGACAUAGAGAGCGGCGUAAAGACCACAGUGCUGAGUUUCUGCUCCUACGUCCAGUGGGUGCCCGGCAGUGACGUAGUGGUCGCCCAGAACAGGGGAAACCUCUGCAUUUGGUACAGUAUCGACAGCCCAGAGAGCAUCACCAUGUUCCCAAUCAAGGGAGACAUCGUGGAUCUAGAAAGAGCUGACGGAAAGACAGACGUGAUCGUGACAGAGGGCGUCAACGCGGUGACGUACACGCUGGACGAAGGCCUCAUCGAGUUUGGUACCGCUGUCGAUGAUGGAGACUACGACAGAGCCACAGCAUUCCUGGAGACUCUGGAGAUGUCACCAGAGACUGAAGCCAUGUGGAAGACGCUCAGCAAGCUGGCUCUGGAGGCACGCCAGCUGCACAUUGCAGAAAGGUGUUUUGCUGCACUCGGUGACGUCUCGACAGUUCGUUUCCUCCACCAAACGAACCAGAUUGCCGACAAAGUGUCCGAUGAAAUGGGAGGAGAUGGGACAGCGUUUUACCAAGUCCAAGCCCGUGUGGCCAUGUUGGAUAAGAACUUUAAACUGGCUGAGAUGUACUACAUGGAGCAGAAUGCCAUUGAUGAAGCCAUAGAGAUGUACCAGGAGCUCCACAUGUGGGAUGACUGCGUUGCUGUAGCUGAAGCCAAGGGUCACCCGGAGCUGGACAGCCUGCGUGGGAAUUAUUACCAGUGGUUGACGGAGACGGGUCAGGACGAGAAGGCCGGCGAGGUGAAGGAGAACGAGGGAGACUUCCAGGGUGCCAUCAACCUCUACCUGAAGGCCGGGCUCCCGGCUAAAGCUGCCCGCCUGGCCAUCAGCCGGCCGGAGAUCACCAACAACAGCGACACUGUCAGUCGCAUCGCCUCCAGUCUCAUCAAGGGAGAGUUUUAUGAGAGGGCGGGAGAUCUGUAUGAGAAGAUCAGGAACAACCAGAGAGCGUUGGAGUGCUACUGCAAAGGAGGUGCCUUCAGGAAAGCGGUGGAGCUGGCUCGUCUCGCCUUCCCUGCCGAGGUGGUGAAACUGGAGGAGGCCUGGGGGGACUACCUCGUCCAGCAGAAACAGAUGGACGCCGCCAUCAACCACUUCAUUGAAGCCGGCUGCUCCCUGAAAGCCAUCGAGGCGGCCAUCGCAGCUCGUCAGUGGAAGAAAGCCGUCCACAUCCUGGAGUUACAGGAGGAUUCGUCGGCAGGGAAAUACUACGUGAAGAUAGCUCAGUACUACGCCUCCAUGCAGGACUAUGAGGUGGCAGAACAACUGUUCGUGAAAGGAGGUCACAUUAAAGACGCCAUAGACAUGUACACUACAGCAGGACGCUGGGAGGAGGCUCAUAAGUUGGCAGUGAAGUGUAUGACAGAGGAGGAAGUUAUGGCUCUGUACAUCAGCAGAGCUCAGGAGCUGGAGAGAGACGGGAAGUUCAAAGAGGCUGAGAGGCUGUUUGCCACAGUGAAGCAGCCUGACCUCGCCAUCACCAUGUACAAGAAGAACCGGAUGUUCGACGACGUGAUUCGCCUGGUGGCCAAACAUCACCCCGACCUUCUGACCGAGACCCACCUCCACCUGGCCAAGGAGUUGGAGGCUGAAUCCAGGUUCUCAGAGGCCGAGUAUCACUUCAUGGAGGCUGAAGAGUGGAAGGCUGCUGUCCACAUGUACAGAGUCAAUGAUAUGUGGGAGGAUGCAUACAGGGUGGCGAAGAGUCAUGGAGGUGCCGGUGCCCAGAAGCAGGUGGCCUACCUGUGGGCCAGGAGCCUGGGAGGAGAAGCGGCCGUCAAGCUGCUCAACAAGUUCGGCCUCCUGGAACACGCCAUCGAGUUCGCCUCAAGUAACUUCUCAUUUGACUUUGCCUUUGAUUUGGCCCGUCUGUCAUGUAAGGAGAGGAUUCCCGAGAUCCACCUCAAACACGCCAUGUACCUGGAAGAUGAGGGAAAGUUUUCUGAGGCUGAGGUUGAGUUCAUCAAAGCAGGAAAACCCAAAGAAGCUGUGUUCAUGUACGUCCACAACAAGGACUGGGCCAGCGCGCAGCGGGUGGCUGAGGGCCACGAUCCAGAGAGUGUGUCUGAGGUUCUGGCCGGCCAAGCCAAGUUCUGCUUUGAACAGAAAGACUUCCAGAAGGCUGAAGCCUUCCUGCUCCGAGCCCAGAGACCUGAACUGGCUGUUAAAUAUUACAAGGAUGCAGACAUGUGGAGUGACGCCAUGCGAAUCUGUAAGGAGUAUCUCCCCAACAAACUCUCCAUGCUCCAAGAGGAGUACGAGAGGGAGACCUCCAAGAAGGGAAUCCGGGGUGUGGAGGGUCUGCUGGAACAGGCCAGAGAGUGGGAGCAGUCGGGUGAAUACUCCCGGGCCGUGGAGUGUUACCUGAAGGUGAAGGACGACGCCAACACGGCCCUGAUGGAGAAGUGCUGGAUGAAGGCGGCAGAGUUGUCCAUCAAGUUCCUGAGUGGAGACCGAGCAGUGGAGGUGAUCCAGGUGGUCGGACCACGACUCACACACCUGAGGAAGUACAACGCUGCUGCUGAGCUCUACCUGAACAUGGACCUGAUCAAAGAGGCGAUCGACGUCUUUAUCGAGGGUGAGGAGUGGAACAAGGCGAAGAGGGUCGCCAAGGAGCUGGAGCCGAGGUAUGAGGACUACGUGGACCAGAAGUACAAAGAGCAUCUUAAGAAUCAAGGCAAAGUGGACUCUCUGGUGGGUGUGGACGUCAUGGCAGCUCUGGACAUGUACGCAGAAAGAGGCCAGUGGGAGAAAUGUCUGGACACAGCAUCCAAACAGAACUUUAAGAUCCUCCAUAAGUACGUCGCUCUGUACGCGACGCACCUCAUCAAGGAGGAGGACGCUCCGAAGGCUCUGCAGCUCUACGUGCAGCACGGAGCUCCACCCAACCCACAGAAUUUUAACAUCUACAAGCGUCUGUUCCUGGACCUGAUUAACCUCCCUGACACCGAUGGAUCAGAGUCGUAUCGCAUGUGGGCCGACCUCCGCAACUUCCUGCUGCAGCUGUGUGAGAACAUGUCCAAGUCGGCCGAGGCCAACUCUCCAGCUCACGAGGACUUUGAACAGAUGCUGCUAAUCGCUCACUACUACGCCACACGAUCCGCCGCUAAAGGAGUCGAGCAGCUGAUCAGCGUAGCUGCCAAGCUGUCGGUGUCUCUGCUGCGUCACACUGAGCUCGUUCCUGCAGACAAGGCUUUCUACGAGGCUGGUCUCGCCUGCAGGGCUGUCGGCUGGGAGAACAUGGCCUUUAUCUUCCUCAACCAUUUCCUGGAUCUGUGUGAUGCCAUUGACGAGGGGACUCUGGACGCUCUGGACCACUCCGACUUCCUCGACACAGACAUCCCGUUUGAAGUUCCAGUUCCCAACAAACUUUGCGUCACCGACGCCCAGAGGGAGCAGGUCCGUGACUGGGUGCUGAUGGUGUCCAUGGACCAUCGGUUGGAGCAGGUUCUGCCGCGGGACGAGAGGAAUUCGUAUGAAGCCUCGCUGGUGGCCACAAACACCGGCCUGCGCUCGCUGCCCUGCGUCCUCACCGGUUACCCCGUACUGAGGAAUAAGAUCGAGUUCUCGUCUGGCGGCAAAGCGGCGAACAAAGAGGACUGGAACAAAUUCCUCAUGGCCACAAAGACCACUCACAGUCCAGAGUGUCAGGACGUCCUGAAGUUCAUUAGCCAGUGGUGUGGCGGUCUCCCAGCAUCUGGAUUCUCCUUCCACUGAUACCGGCCCUGCUGCCUCCAUCUCUGCUGCAAGAUUUGAAAGGUCCAGUUUUUUCAUCUGUCCAGGUUCUGUCCAUCCUCCUUUUCCUCUUCAAACUACUUUUUCCCCCACAAUUUAUUUAUUUAUUCAACUUCUCAUUUGUAUUUUCUGUAAAUUCUAUCUCCUUUCAUGACGGUCUAACUGUUUCAAAGCCGCCUCUGCACUUAGAUAUGUAAUUCUGGAUGAAAAUACUCCUUUUAUUUUCUUUCAGUCUCUUUUUUGUUUCUUUACAGUCACAUUUUAGGCAAUUUUAAAAAAAAGAAAGAAAAGAAUCCGCCUUUAAAAGCCCAAUAUGAGGAUCUAAAUGCCCUUCAAAUCCAAAAAAAAUAUUAUCUUGGAUGAUGGAUUUAUCGCAGCAAAAACAUGAUAUAAAACACAGUAAAAGUUCAGGGUAGAAUAUUUCUGAAAUGGCGUUUGAUCCCAAGAAGCAAAGCUGCUCAAUAAAGCUCAAAUAUUCCACACAACAACACAAACAAAAGAUUAAAUAGAGACGAUGCGUUUGAGUGUCAGUUUACAGACUAACAGCCUCUGAAUGAAUCCUGUCUGAGCACCAUGAAUCUAAAAUCAAAUCUAAUUAUAUCAAUUUAUUUUAUUCUUCAGUGCUUUUUUUGGUUGAAGCCUAUUUAAAAGAUAAGGCUUCUGGUUUUUAAUUUUUUGUUACUGUCAACAAAUCCUGUGAAAAACCAACACUAACACCGCGUUCGUCCGCCUCUCAAAACUUCUCCUGCCCUGACUGUGGCUCACUGGUUCCUUCUGAAGAUGUAACGGUUUAAAAAUGGGUCACAAAGAUAUGUUUUUUAUUUUUAAAUAACAGUUAGAAAAUCCUCAAACAGCUGGCCACUUUAGUUUUUUGCAAACGUCACUAAAAAAGGAGUAAAUACAACAUUUGUUUGGGACUAUUUUCAGCAGCGGAUGAAUACACAUUUGGUGCUUCAGUGAAUAUUUUAGAAAACAGGAUGAUUUUUGUGCGACUGAAUCAAAAUAAACUUGUUAACCAGUUGUUUUUGAUACUUUCUGACAACAGUAGAGCUCUGACACACAGAUAAAUAAGAUAUAACAGACUUAAGAUCAUUUUAAUUUUAGUAUUUUUAUUGGAUUUGUUGACAGUAACAAACAGUAGCCGUUCACACAUUCCUCCUUUCCUCUCAUCUGUGUCUCAUCAGAAGGAUUUUCUCUCAGGACGGCAUCGCUGAAUAAAAAAGCCAAAGGUUUCUGUCAGAUUGUAGAAAUAUUAUAAUACUUAUAUAAGUUUGACUGGUACCGACAGUUAGAAGGAUUAUUUACAGUGCACAGCUUUUCUCUCUGUGUCUGUGUGUGUGUUUCAGAAACCGAUGCCUUCGCUGUGUGUUUGAUAUGGAAUGUAUUUUGUUUAAUAAAGUUCAAAUAAAAGAUCAUUUUCAAGCUUUUUACAA
Lates calcarifer (barramundi perch) is the source of this 6859-nucleotide messenger RNA. RefSeq names its product intraflagellar transport 172 (gene ift172). NCBI's taxonomy places the organism in Eukaryota, Metazoa, Chordata, Actinopteri, Centropomidae. The transcript has 48 exons. Gene Ontology annotation, molecular function: protein binding. The record is from RefSeq and is a predicted model, not a curated record. Gene Ontology annotation, biological process: intraciliary transport. Gene Ontology annotation, cellular component: ciliary basal body; intraciliary transport particle B; axoneme. Bases 159 to 5408 code for a protein of 1749 amino acids.